Molecule: messenger RNA, 1626 nt
Organism: Ogataea philodendri
Lineage: Eukaryota; Fungi; Ascomycota; Pichiomycetes; Pichiales; Pichiaceae
Exons: 1
Coding region: 1-1626 (541 amino acids)
Source: RefSeq, a predicted model, not a curated record
AUGUCGUCCGAGAAACCAGCGUUGAAGCCCAAACCAAAGAUCCCUCCGCCAAUUAAGGCCAAAAAGCCGGAUCUGACCGUUGUCACGGCGCCAGAGCCAGCAGACGAAGAGAAUGUCGUGGCGUCUUGGAGAAACAGCCUGAAAAAGACGGAACCACAGCUUUCGCCCAAAACGGAGCACAAACCAGCACCUAAACCGACGGAACCUGUGCGGACCUCGUUUUCUGCUGUCGCGUCCAAGUUCCCUCCGCCUCCCGUCCAUAUCAACAGAAAUAAAUCACAGGCCUCCAUCAAACUGGAACGUACACCUUCCACCACCCCUUCUCUGCCAGAAGGACAGCGUUCUUCCACGGUGUCGAGCAAGACGCCGUUGUCGUCGGACGAUGAGGACGCUCCCCCACUGCCUUCGCGUCCGUCACGUGGGAACUCCGUUUCCUCGGUGGAAGAGGACGCUCCUCCGCUGCCAAAAAGACCAGGCAUUUCUCCCCAGCACUCGGUUGUGCAGGAACUCAAGACGCGGGCCCCACCAAAGCCCCGCGUUCUGGAGAGAUCUGACUCGCAAAAGUCUGCCACUCCCCCACCGCGUCCCGAGCGGAAAGGAACCCCGCCAGUGGUGAAGCCAAAACCUGCUCUCAAACCAAAACCUGUUCCCGAGUCCUUCACCAACACGCUCACCUCGAACUUGGAGACUUUGAAACUGCAGCAGCAGAGACCCAACCACUCUGCUCCACCAACUCCUCCAAAAUCUAGAUCGUCGGCGUUCAACUCGGGAACAGCCUCGCCUGCUUCCCCUGCUCCAAGAUCCCGAAGCAAACCAUCGGUUCCUCCACCCAGAUCUGCUGCCAAAUCCAACUGGCACCCGCCCGUGCUCAACUUAGAGCUCGAUUCCGGCUGGUUUGCCAAAGACGACUUCGAGAACUACCUUCCUAAAGACCUGCAGAAUUUGGACUAUGCUACCUCUUACGGCUACAACUCCAAGGAAAAUUUCAGGGUCCUGGUGUUCCGCAACAGAGACCUCUCCACAACCAAAAUUAAGUUCACCUGGGACAAGGCUGGCGACCCCGCACAAUCGGCCGACCACGAGACCAAGUUCGUGCCUCCGCCACAGGCGUCAAAGGCGCUUCUGGACGAAGGUGCUGCCGUAUACGGAGAACACGUUGCUGGCUGGUCUGAGGCACAGAAGGGCAAGAAGGUUGGCGAUGGCGAAUGCUGGACAUUGGCCCAUGAGGCUCUCAAGCGUGGAUGCGGCAAACACGCGUUCAUUUCCUCGGGCCUGGUCCACGGAGCUCUCUUGGGAACCAUAGUGGUGAACGACAAAAAGCCAAAGUUCCAGAAAGAACCAGUGUCAAGCAACAUCCAGCGGGGUGACAUCUUACAGUUCAAGGACUGCUGCAUCCGGUAUCCGAACAAAGCGCUGUUCUACGGGUCCCCUGACCACACGUCUGUGGUGACUCACGUGACGGGAUCUGUGGAGCUUCCGAAAGUGGAUGUUUUACACCAGAACGUGAACGGCGAGAAGGUGGUCAUCCUGGAGACCUUAGAGCUCGACAAGCUUGUCGAGGGUGAGGUCAAGGUGUACCGGCCGGUGGCUGCGAGCUGGAUUUCUGAGCUCACGCCGAUGUGGUGA